This is a messenger RNA of Diaporthe batatas, 1514 nucleotides long. RefSeq lists its product as uncharacterized. The coding region runs from base 63 to 1514 and encodes 483 amino acids. Gene Ontology annotation, molecular function: oxidoreductase activity, acting on paired donors, with incorporation or reduction of molecular oxygen; monooxygenase activity. The transcript has 3 exons. Lineage: Eukaryota; Fungi; Ascomycota; Sordariomycetes; Diaporthales; Diaporthaceae. The record is from RefSeq and is a predicted model, not a curated record.
CAACCCGCCCAGCUCACCAUUCCGCUACGCCCUACCUCAUCUUUGUGAAGCACUGUGGCACAAUGGCAUCAUCCGCACCUCAAUCGAGCAAUGGGACGCCGGGCUCCGGCCCGGGCGCUAAGAAGCAGCUGAUCAUCAACGCCUUUGUCGAGUCCUGCAGCGGCCAUCAGUCUCCGGGCUUGUGGAGGCACCCCCGUGACCGGUCCUCGAACUUCAACGACAUCAAGCACUGGGUCGAGCUGGCCAAGCUCCUCGAAAAGGGCCAUUUCCAUGGGAUGUUUAUUGCCGACGUGCUUGGCUCUUACGAUGUGUACAAAGGCCCGCGGAAUCCGGACCCGGCUAUAGUGUCAGGAGCACAAUGGCCUGUCAACGAGCCGCUCGCCGUUGUCCCUGCCAUGGCGGCCGCGACCAAGAAUCUCGGCUUUGGUGUCACCCUGGCCACAACGUAUGAACAGCCCUACCAUCUGGCUCGGAGGCUGAGCACAGUCGACCACCUGAGUGGUGGCAGGGUCGGCUGGAAUAUCGUGACUGGCUACUUGGACUCAGCAGCCAGGAACCUCGGACAUACCGAGCAGCCUGUGCACGAUGAGCGAUACGCAAUUGCAGAGGAAUAUGUCGAGGUCAUGUACAAGCUUUGGCAAUCAUCGUGGCGCGACGACGCAGUGAAGCUAGACAAGGAGAAGGGAAUCUACACAGACCCCAAGCUGGUGAGGACCAUCGACCACGUGGGCAAGUACUACACCGUCCCAGGGCCGCAUAUCUGCCAGCCGUCACCGCAGCGGACCCCAGUCAUCAUGCAAGCCGGGACAUCAAAGGCAGGCAAGACGUUCGCCGCGCGCCACGCCGAGGCCAUCUUCGUGGCCGGGCACAGCCCCUCGGUGAUAGCCAAGAACAUCGCCGAGAUCCGGGCCAUGGCGCGCGACGACUUCGGGCGCGACCCGCGCAGCGUCAAGUUUCUGGCGCUGGUGUGCCCCAUCAUCGCGGACACGACGGAGCAGGCGGCGGCCAAGUACGAGGAGUUUGUGAGCUACGGGUCCGAGGACGGCGCGCUGGCGCUGUUUGGCGGGUGGACGGGCAUCGACCUGGCCAAGUACGGCGACGACGAGGAGCUGCGCCACGUCGAGAGCAACGCCAUCCGGUCGGCCGUCGAGGCGUGGUCCAAGAGCGUGCCCGGCGUGCCCAAGUGGACCAAGCACACCGUUGCGAACCACAUCAAGGUCGGCGGGCUGGGCGCCACCGUCGCCGGCACCGCGGAGGAGGUCGCGGACGAGAUGGAGCGGUGGGUCCGCGAGGCCGACGUGGAUGGCUUCAACCUGGCGUACGCGCUGAUGCCUGAGACCUUUGAGGAUGUCAUUGAGAAACUGCUGCCUGUCCUGCGUCAGCGGGGCCUGUUCUGGGAUGGGUAUGCGGUGGACGGCGGGACUUAUAGGGAGAAUUUGUAUGGCAAGAGGGGGCUUGCGCGGCCGCCGCCGGACCAUGCAGCUGCGAAAUAUCACUGGAAGGCCGAGGGCUAG